AUCUGUUUUUUUUUAACCGAAAACUAAGGCACAGAGACGCUCAAUAGUUUACCGAAGAUGAUCUCAAAAGCCGAGCCCUGGUGGCUUGGAGCUCACGUAACCUGGUCCCCAAACCGAUGAUCUGAUAAUACAGACACAUGUAGUUUUCCCAUGAAACACAAGUCCCUGGGACGUUCCUGAUCCCCGAUAUUGCCUCAUCCACCGGGUCCCGUGACUGUCUGUGUUCCGCGGGGCUGGACCUCGGAGGCGAGUGAAGCUGAGCUGGCUGUUCCAGAAUGAACCAUAGCGCUGAGAAGGGGAAGUAGACCCCGCUGGUUCUCUGCUAUGGCCUGUGAGCCGCAGAUGGGCCCUGGCGGGGCCGCCGGCCCCUUGCCCACCUCCUCUCCUGGCUGGAGUGCCCUGCCGGUGGGGAGCCCUCCUGGCUGGGGGCAAGAUCUCCGCAAUGGCCAGGUCCUUACGGUUCUCCGGAUCGACAAUACCUGUGCACCCAUCUCCUUUGAUCUGGGAGCCGCAGAACAGCAGCUGCAAACCUGGGGCAUUCAGGUGAGGGCUGAUUUGAUUACAUCCUUACUGUUUUUCCUUCCAUCCAUCCAUCCAUCUAUCCAUCGAUCCUUUCAUGACGUGCAUUUUGGAUACCCACUCUGCCAGGCCCGUAGCUGGGCACUAAACACGGGAGAGGUUUUCUAUGUGGUGGUGUGGGCCAACAUCUACUCCACCAGCCAGAUGUUUGCCCUGGGGAACCACUGGGCGGGCGUGCUGCUCGUGACCCUGGCUGCGCUGAGCCUGACGCUGACUCUCAUGCUCAUCUUCGAGAGACACCAGAGGAAGGAGGUGGCAGAAGUGUGUCCCCUUGAGUGGAGCUGCCUCUCUAGAGGAUUGGCAUUCCUGACCUUGCUCUUGCCCCACUUCCCGCAGGUUUUCUAUGUGGUGGUGUGGGCCAACAUCUACUCCACCAGCCAGAUGUUUGCCCUGGGGAACCACUGGGCGGGCGUGCUGCUGGUGACCCUGGCCGCGCUGAGCCUGACGCUGACUCUCAUGCUCAUCUUUGAGAGACACCAGAGGAAGGCCAACACCAACACAGACCUCAGGCUGGCGGCUGCCAACGGAGCCCUGCUGCAACACCGGGUGCUGCUGGGCGUGACGGACACGGUGGAGGGCUGCCAGAGCGUGAUUCAGCUCUGGUUUGUCUACUUUGACCUGGAGAACUGUGUGCAGUUUUUGUCUGAACAUGUUCGAGAAAUGAAGACUAGCCAAGAGUCCUUGCUGAGACGCAGGUUGAGCCAGCUCUGCGUUGUCAUGGAGACUGGGGUGAGCCCCACGACGAUGGCGGAGGGGCCUGAGAACCUGCUGGAGGAAGCUCCCCUCCUGCCCAGCAGUUCCCGUCCCACAGAGUGGCCACUCAUGCAGUCUGAGCUUCACCAGCUCGUUCCGGAGGCUGAGCCGGAGGAAAUGGCCCAGCAGCUUCUGGCAGUGUUUGGCGGGUACUACAUCCGGCUCCUGGUGACCUCCCAGCUCCCCCAGGCAGUGGGGACACGACACACAGACUCUCCAAGGGUUCCGUGCCCCUGCCAACUCAUAGAAGCCCACAUCCUGGGCACGGGGUGCUGCCCGUUCCUGGCCAGGUGACCUAGGCACAAAGGUACUCAUCCUCCUCCAGGACUGAAGGCGAGAAGUCAGGGAGGCCUCAGGAGCCCAAGGUGGCCCAUGGUGAGCCCUAGGCGAGGAGAGAAGCAUCUGGGGACACUCUGAAGGGUGUGUCACAUCAGCAAUGGGGUGUCGUGCUCACUCCAGGACCCUGCACAGAAGUGACUGUUGACAUCCCCUGGUGACUCCAGGCCUUUUCAGCUGCUCCCACCUGCAAGCUACUCUCCGGGAUGCUUGGAACUGUGGGCCUGGAGGGAAGGGUCGCUCUGCCAUCCCGUUCACUGUCUGAACAGCCCAGCAAAUGUGAAGACGACCAUCAACAUUUGGUCUCUGAUGAUGCCCCCAUCUCCACCCUCUCACGUCAGAUGGGGAAACAGAGGCCCUGGGAGGAUGCUGCUCUGUGUGGCCCUGCCUCGGGCCUCUAGGAUGACAAGGCUGCCUCUUCCCAAUCUGAAAAAAAGAAGUCGAUUCUUUGAAUGUUCUCCUUCUUUAAGUUUUCUCCUGUAUUUAAGGAAAAACAGUGGUACCUCUGCUUGUUGUCUGCCAGUACACAGGCUACCAGGAGACAGAGGAAACAAAGAAACAGCACGUAACUGCUAGUGGGGCUAUUUGGAGAAGUCCCGUUUUGAGGACUUAUUUCGCUCAAAGGCCUGUGUGCUUGUGGCUGUGGUUUUAUGCUGCAGGUGGAGAGCAACGCCCGGUUUCCUGGCCCUGGCCCUGUCCUGGAGGAAGCAUCCACUGUCACUCGUGGGUCCCAUGAAGAGCUGAGCCUUCAUUUGCAGUUUGGCCUCACCUCCCACGAAGUAAAAAGUUUCAUAAGUUGAAACGUUUUGCUGGACUGACAUACCUAUGCCAUAGUAGCUGUUGGCUCCUAUGCAUGCUUCAAAGCCCCGCCUUUCUUACCCCACUUUUAGGAAGCUUUCCAACACAGCCAUGCCUGCUACUGUUUGCCUCCUUUUAAAUUCUUGAUGUAGCUGCUGCCUUUACUGAUGUUUUAUUUUAUUGAUUCUAUUUUCCUGUGCACAUGCAUAUUUUCCUAGCUAGACUAUAAGUUCCUCAAGGAAAAAUACCACACUUGAUCUUUUGUGAAUGGCCUGGUCCUGCUAAGGGGUAAUUGCUUUGUCAUCUCCAUAGUAGCUUUUGCAAGUAGUUUUUUGUGAGAUGAAAUGAUGCGGUUGGUACAGACCUGGGUUCUGGUCCUGAACUGCCACUUCUAGCUGUGUAACUUUUGGCUGGUCCUCAGUUUACCCAUCUAUGUAAAGGGUAGAUUCCAUAACUCUUAAUGGCCCCUCCAAAGCCAAAGUUCUGGAAAUGUCCUUUUUUUUUUUCUCCAUUAUGGCCCUUUGUCUGUCUGACUUCUUUGCCUUUAUGUACAUGUAGAAAGGUUCUAGAGCAGUGGCCACCAACCUUUCGGACCUCACGGACCACCAGUGGUCCGCGGACCACCGGUUGGCAACCGCUGCUCUAGAGCCCCAUAUGGAUGAGGUGUCCCAGACCCGAUGCACCUUUGGACAGAACACUGGCCUCGCUAGCAGGAGACCUGGAUUCUCAUUCCAGAUCGGCUGCUUCCUAGCGGCGUGACCUUGGCUAGGUCACAACCUCCCCGAGUGUCAUUUCCCUCCUUUAUAGAUGGAUCUGGUGAACAUGAAAUGUAAUAACAUGGGUGACUUGCCGUGCAAGAGAUGAGUCUAACUCUUGCUUUCUCUGGGCCAGAGGAGAGAAAUCGUGUGUAGAGCAGCCCUUGGAAAUGGCUGUGUUAGGCAUUUCUCUUUAGCCAGCUUUUAGGGCAGCUUUGCUCAAUGAGAAUUAUUCAUGAAGGUGAUUAUUACUCUCUUUGUCACCUGCCACAGAGGAAGUGUGGGCUGUGAAUGUGAUCAGUAGAAGCCCGUACUUAUCAUCCAAGCAUAAAAUCCUGGUAAGUAUAAUAACAAUAAAAAUGUGUGGAAAAUGACAAAACAGCAGUUUUCCCAUGUUAGGGCUUAAAGGGUCCUUGCGUGUCCUUCCCUGCCUUUCCUCCGUUUCUAACGGUCUCCCCUGCCGGGUGGGGCGUUCAGCUGUGCCCACGAGGUACAUGCUCAGCUUUCUCAUUGAGGAAAUUCUGUCAUCUCUGUCUUGCCCACUUCACAGGGCUGCUGGGAAGAUCAGGUUCCACAAAUGAACGUGCACCCUAAGUUUGAAGGCCCUGUGUUCAUGGCAGCCUUGGCGAUGGGGAAGGUGGGACAGUGUCUGAAGUGGGUGCUUGGGUUCUAGAGUCACACUGAUUCCAAUCUGAGUUCUCCCCACCCUUAGGUCUCACUCCUCCCGUGUGGAAUGGGGAUAGGAGUACCUACCUGGCAGGUUAUUGUGAAGAUCACAUGACAUAAAAAAAUGUCAAGUGCUUGCAGCUUUGAGUUGCAAGCUUGAGAAAGAGCUCAAUAAAUGGUUGCUAUUUUUCUUAAA
This is a messenger RNA of Myotis brandtii (Brandt's bat), 4083 nucleotides long. RefSeq names its product chromosome unknown open reading frame, human C9orf91 (gene TMEM268). Lineage: Eukaryota; Metazoa; Chordata; Mammalia; Chiroptera; Vespertilionidae. The transcript is spliced from 10 exons. The coding region runs from base 325 to 1626 and encodes 433 amino acids. The record is from RefSeq and is a predicted model, not a curated record.